CCGCACAAAUGUUUUGGGAGAUGCGUUUGAGCAGCUCAAACAACUGCGUUCGGCGUAGCUGAAGCGGGAACAUGAAGCCUGCUCUUGGGGUCCUUUUGCCGUGCCUGGCCCUGUUGCUCCCCUCCGCAGCGCUGCCGAGAAAAGAGAGCCCAGGGGAAAGGGUCUCCCCUGCUGGCGCGCUGGAGCUGAGCCUCUCGGAGGAGCUGGGACUUGAAGCAGAGGAGAGAAGAAGAGAAAAUGCAAGCGUGCAGGCCAGAGCGGGACCCAGCUCAUUGGCGAGAUCGAAGAGGACCGCUGCUACUCGCCUCUUCUCCAAGACGGAGCCAGGAGCAGGGUGCCUGCAAGCGAUGCCUGCGGAUGGGGGCAUCGGCUGGGCUGGCUCCAGCCUCCACCCCUGGCCUCUGGGGGGGCUGGAGGGCCCAGUGUGCAGGAUGAAGAUGGACCAGGACCAGGACGGGGUCCCGCCGAGCCACCUGGAAGUCGUGGGUGUUCUCACCCACUACGAAAGCGGCUUCAUCAAGCUGCUGAGGCAGCACGCCGGCUGGGACCGGAGCGGUCUCGCAACCUUUGGGCUGUGCCCGGCGGGGGACGCGGGCGCUGCGCUCCGGCCCCUGCAGCGCAUCCAGGAGCACCUGGCGGAGCCGGGGCAGGACCGGUUCCUCGUCCUGCGCCUGGAGGAAGUGAAGUGGGAUGCCCAGGCGAGGCUGUGGUUUAAGCUGGCUUUCCAGGCAGAGGUGGGGCGGUCGCUGGGUGAGCUGCGGUUCGCCCUGCUGCUCUUCUACCCGGGCAGCCGAGUGGGGAGAGGCGCCGGGAGCCACGAGGAGCUGCUGGCCGCGGGCACAGGGCUGGCUCAGGAGCAGAGCCUCUGCCUCGCCAGGGACACCCAGUACUUGGUCCUUGGAGCCUCGGUAGCAUCUGUGACCCGCACCAGCGAGGAGCUCAGCUUCCAGGCGUCCCUGGCCAUCAGGCAUCGCGGCGACGGAGGUGCCCUCCUGCCCCCCACGGAGACCCAGCAGCUCCUCUUCGGCUCGGACGACAAAUGCUUCACCAGGAUGACCCCCGUGCUGCUCCUGCUGGCGAAGUCACGGCGGGGGCAUGAUGCUUCGGCCCCUUCCUCCUACCUCUCUGCCGACGGGGUGGUGGACGUGGCUCCCUACCCACAGCUCAGCCCACCCCAGCCUGAGACUGUGGAACUGCUGCCCUCCACUGCCCCCAGCCAGGCCAACGCCUCGUCCCUGGCCCCCGGGGACAGCGGGCAGUUCCUGGGCAUGCUGACCCGCUUCAUCCGCCGGGUGCUGAGCUCCUCCAGCGAGCCGCCCACCCAGCCCAGCUCCCAUCACUGGCUGGACUUCCAGAUGAUGGAGAUGCUCCCUCACCAGCUGCUCAACCUGUCCAAGACAGCGGCGCUGGAGCGGCUGGUGCAGUCGGAGGAGCCCUCGGUGCUGCUUUUCCCCCAGGAGGGCAGCACCGGGCUGGAGCAGCAUUUCGGGGACUGGCAGCCGGAGGGGACCGUGCUGCAGCUGCUGAUGGGCAAGCUGCAGGCGGUGAUCCAGGAGCUGAGGGACAUCCCGGCGUUCCAGGCCAACACGGGGCUUUUCCAGCAUCUCCUGAGCUUCUGCUAUUACCCGCCAGGGCCAGGCACGGGCAGCGUGGGCGAGCGGCCGCCCGGCUCCGGGAAACUGCACGCACUGCUGCUGCUGAAGGCGCUGCAGACGGUGCGGGCGCACUGGCAGGAGCGGAGGAAAGUCCUGCGGCAAAACCGCAGCGCCCGGCACCAGGCCCACUGCCGGCUGCAGGAGCUGACCAUCGACCUGCACGACCGCAAGUUCAUCGUCAUGCCCACCGUUUACGCGGCCAACAACUGCGAGGGUCCCUGCAAGCUGCCCCUCUCCACCCGCGUCCCCAGCUACUACUCGCACACGGUGCUGCUGCUGGGCAUGCAGGAGCGGGGCUCGCCCCUGCAGCGCGCUCCCUGCUGCGUGCCCAUCCGCUAUUCGGACCAGCUCAUCAUCAGCGUGUCCAGCCAGGGGCUGGAGGUGCGCAAGUUCCCCAACAUGGUGGCAGAGGAGUGCGGCUGUCGGUAGAGGCUCCUGCCCACAGCCCUGGAGCGCCCUCGCAGCUUUGCUUCUUGCCGAGACAUGAGCACUCCUCCGCAUGUCUUUUCCCCUUGGUUUGCCUUGCUAGCGUUGUUCUGGUUCUGGGUUUGCAGC
Cygnus atratus (black swan) is the source of this 2210-nucleotide messenger RNA. RefSeq names its product anti-Mullerian hormone (gene AMH). Gene Ontology annotation, biological process: gonad development; Mullerian duct regression. Gene Ontology annotation, molecular function: growth factor activity. NCBI's taxonomy places the organism in Eukaryota, Metazoa, Chordata, Aves, Anseriformes, Anatidae. The coding region runs from base 72 to 2084 and encodes 670 amino acids. The transcript is spliced from 5 exons. The record is from RefSeq and is a predicted model, not a curated record.